Messenger RNA from Xiphias gladius (swordfish), 2097 nucleotides. RefSeq names its product Golgi reassembly-stacking protein 1-like. The transcript is spliced from 9 exons. Gene Ontology annotation, molecular function: protein binding. Bases 174 to 1364 code for a protein of 396 amino acids. Gene Ontology annotation, biological process: Golgi organization. The record is from RefSeq and is a predicted model, not a curated record. Gene Ontology annotation, cellular component: Golgi apparatus. NCBI's taxonomy places the organism in Eukaryota, Metazoa, Chordata, Actinopteri, Istiophoriformes, Xiphiidae.
CUGGGAUCUCUAUUUAUUAGCUUUGCCUAGCCCUCCAGCGCCUGCUGUCAACCUGCCCCAGCUGUUGGCGGUAGCUAGCCUGAGUCAGCUGUGUAGCUUUUAGUAAUGCCUUCUAUCAUUACUCUACCUCAGUGACAUUUAGUCGGUGCCAGUAAAACGUAUUAUUAAAGGCAAUGGGGCUACCGCAGAGCACGUUUUUGUCGGACGGUGGAACUAAUAGUGGAUAUCAUGUCCAUGGGGUUCAAGAGGACUCACCUGCUCAGAAGGCUGGUCUGGAGCCCUUCUUUGACUUCAUCCUCUCUAUAGGCAAUACCCGACUUAAUAAAGAGAAUGACUUGCUGAAAGACCUCCUAAAAGCCAAUGUAGCAAAAGCAGUCAAACUUGAAGUGUACAACUCUAAAACCCAGCGGGUGAGGGAACUGGAGGUGACACCCAGUAACAUGUGGGGUGGUCAGGGUCUGCUGGGGGCUAGUGUUCGCUUCUGUAGCUUUGAAGGAGCCAAUGAGAACGUGUGGCAUGUCUUGGACGUAGAAGCUAAUUCUCCUGCGGCAUUUGCUGGCCUUAUUGCUCAUGAUGACUUCAUUGUGGGAGCUGACCAGGUGUUACAAGAUUCGGAGGAUUUCUUUUCAUUGAUUGAAGCCAAUGAGGGGAAACCUCUGAAGCUGCUGGUGUACAACACACAGUUUGAUCAAUGCAGAGAGGUAGUGGUGACUCCCAAUGGAGCAUGGGGAGGAGAGGGAAGCUUAGGCUGUGGUAUCGGCUAUGGUUACUUGCACAGGAUCCCAACUCGUCCAGUUCAGCCUAAGAACCAGAAUAAAAGUGUUCAGCAGUCCAUGGUUGCUGGCAGGAGUGAAGAGCUCGUUGCAAGUGACCACUCUGAGGUGCCUUCUGUGGCUGAAUGUAGCCCUUCUAGUGUCAGUGAAACACGCUUCAAUCAAAUCGAAGGAGCUGUCCAGGACACGUUUGUAACCUCACCAACAGAGACCGCUGUAGACUUAGAUAUUUCCAACAUACCCACAGCAAGGACUCCAGACUUAUCAGACAGUGUCUCCACCAGUGACAUUGGCCAGAGCUCCAUGCUUGCUAAUUAUGGAGAUGACUCUGGUGACCAGUGUAGCUUGGAUAACUCAUCUGUCUAUCAAAUACCUUCAUCUCCAGAGAAGGAGGAAGAAUCCGACAUCCACAAAACUGACCUGAUAACUGCAACUUCUCCAAAAAGAGAGGUUGCAGAUGACCUUGUUGGCCUUGAAGUCACCACAGAAAACCAGUGUGACACAUGUAUCCCAGAGAUGCAAGAUGCUAAUUCUGAGCCCUCACUCUCAGCCAAUAUUAUGGCGGAGGAGCCUGCUGUGACAGACAAUUAAGAGGACUCCUGUACCAGAGAAUAAGUAACUUGUUUAACUCUCAAGCUGACUUGCAUAAAAGAUUAAGAGUACACCAUGAUCCAGAAAAGCUUCCCCAUGUGAUUGUAAGUUGCUUCACUUGCACUAUUUUUAAUUUAAAAGAGUUUUAUUUAUAUACAAGUGCCAUUGCUGCAUGCUUAAUUGCACAUUUAAGAAAGAUGGCACAUUGAGUGGAAAGCUGGUCAGAUAGUUAUAACAAUAGGAAUGUAUUCUAUAAUUUAGACAUACUGUAUGUCUCCACAUCAAACAGAAUGAAUUGAGUCUUCAUUGCUGUUAAAAGUCAUCCUAGUUUGCACUAAAAAACCAAAGUUGAAUGAAAUACGGUUUUGUUGCUUUUAAUGUUAUCAACUGCUCAAUAGUAUGAAACACUGUUAGAAAAAGAAAGUUUGAUUUCACACAGAUCCAUCAUGUGGUUUUAUUUUUUAGAAUUUUGGAAUUUAUGUUUAGGGGGUUUAUGUUUUUAUUUUCCUGUAAGGUUGAGUUUUUAGUUGAGUAUACAGAUUUUUUAAUCUCAGGCAUUUACCAUUUAAGCCUUUUUGCCUUAUGUCUCGUUUUAACUAUCCUUUCCUAAUGUGUAGGUUUGACUUUUGAUCGGUGUAAAUGAGUGAACCACAUGUGAUGCGGCGCUCUGAUUGACUUCUGUGUCUUCUCUUUAUAUAGAUUAUAUUUGGAUUAUGUUUAUGAUUUUUAUGGA